This is a messenger RNA of Entelurus aequoreus (snake pipefish), 2066 nucleotides long. RefSeq names its product leukotriene B4 receptor 1-like. The transcript is spliced from 5 exons. Gene Ontology annotation, biological process: phospholipase C-activating G protein-coupled receptor signaling pathway; positive regulation of cytosolic calcium ion concentration; inflammatory response. Gene Ontology annotation, molecular function: complement receptor activity; G protein-coupled receptor activity. NCBI's taxonomy places the organism in Eukaryota, Metazoa, Chordata, Actinopteri, Syngnathiformes, Syngnathidae. The record is from RefSeq and is a predicted model, not a curated record. The coding region runs from base 168 to 1244 and encodes 358 amino acids. Gene Ontology annotation, cellular component: plasma membrane.
CGUUGUGUGUGAGCUGCGUGUUGCAGCUUGUGGGGGCAGGAUGUGAUUCACUUUAUGAUGGACUGACCCAACAGACGGCGUCCCACAAGGGAGCAGGCGGAACACGGAGCAGCAAGCGAGGAGGCGAGGAAUAGUUUUAAUUUGACAUACAUUACAUCCUGUCAAGCAUGUUCAACAUGAGCGGCACCCUCAGGAGCUCGACGGACGGAGACACGAGUCUGGAGGACGACAGCGUAGUGAGCAACGACUUCACCACCACGGCGGGCGCACUCAUCCUGGGCCUGGUCUUUCUGCUGGGCGUGCCCGGCAACCUCUUCAUCGUGUGGAGCAUCCUGGCCCGCGCUCGCCGCCGCUCCGUCACCACCUUGCUCAUCCUCAACCUGGCGUGCGCCGACGGCUUCCUCAUGGCGCUCACGGUCUUCUUCAUCGUCUACCUGGCCAAGCAGUCGUGGGUGUUCGGCACGGCCAUGUGCAAGGGCCUCUUCUACCUGUGCAACGUCAACAUGUACGCCUCCAUCUUCCUCAUCACCCUGAUGAGCGUGCACCGGCUGGUGGUGGUGGUCUUGCCCAAGAGGUUGUCGGCCAGGGUCAGUCGGAAGGUGGUAAGGCGCGUCAUACUGGGAAUGUGGCUGCUGGUGGCCGCCAUCGCCCUGCCCUCGUUGAUCUUCAGAGACGUGCGGGAAGACAAAGACGAGAAGAAUAAGACCAGGCUGGUGUGCGCGCCCAACCAUACACUGCCGACCUACGUCAGGUUCCAAUACUCAUUCGAGACUGUGGCGGGCUUCAUCCUGCCCUACGCCGUCAUCAUAACCAGCUAUGUCCUCAUCCUGAAACGCCUGCGAGAGACCAGGUUCCGCCGGAAAGUGCGCAGCGAGAACCUGAUCCUGGCCAUCGUGGUCAUGUUCUGUCUCUUCUGGCUGCCGUACCACGUCAUCAACAUGAUUCAGGUGGCCGCUGAGUGGUACAAGCACGGGUCAGAUAUACGAGAAUCAUUGGAGCACAUCUACCAGACAAGUCGUGCCAUCACGUCAGCUCUGGCCUUCAUCAGCAGCUGUGCCAAUCCCGUCCUGUACACAUUUGCUGGCAAGUCCUACAUCAAGAAGAACGGCCUUGCCUUCAUGGCCCGUCUCUUUGAGGGAACGUCGAUGGACCAGACAGUCAAAAAGAACCGAGGGGCGGAUAAGGGCAACAUCAGCCUCAGCAACGUGGACUCCAGCACAUCAGGAGGACAAAACAGCCGAUGAGACCUAAGAGGAACUGAAAAGUGCUUCAGUGGAGCACACUAAAAAUGACACUGCAUGAGGAGUAUGCACUGUAUAUGUUGGUUAUGGAACAAUAACCAAUCAAAACAGACAUGUUUGACAAAGCAGACUUCGAAUAGGCAAGUUACCACUUAAGACGUCUUGUUUUUCCAAGACAUCUUUUUUCCAUAAUGGAUACUUUGUCGCAAGUGAACAUUCUUUGUAAAGGCAUGUUCAGCUCUUGCAUUGGAAUCAGAUUGUUUAUCUGAAGGAAGUAACCACUUUGCUAUAAAACCAGCUGUUUGUAUUUUAUUUUAGGGCUGGUGCUCGACAAAACCAUUCAACACCAUACUGUCGAUGAUGUAGCAUAUUGCAGUUGCCGGUUAUUUAACUUGAAUGUCAGAUCAACUCACUUCCAAGGUUUUGAGACCAACUCAAACAUGCCUCACUGCACAAAGGAUGAUUUUUUCUCAUUUAAACCAAAGCAUCAGUUAUGCAUGUUUUAUUGGCACAAGGUUAAGAAUUGUCUCUACAUACUGUACAUGGAAGCUAUUGGGAAUUACAUUUUUAAAAUAUCAAUCACACAGGUUUCAACAAUCAGAUGUUUAUUAUAUUUGCACAGAAUAGUAAGAACUGAAGUACAUGUUACUUUACCACUAAGAACAAUGAAAUACUGUAAUUUAAAAUUGUAUGUUCUCAGUGACAACUUCUCAAUUUAGAACUCAAGGAAUUAUAUAAUUGAAAAACUAGGUAUUUUCCCCUAUAAAGACUGCGAUAGAAAAUGUAAAAAAAAAGAAAAAAGCUGGGCAACAGGAUUUACGCUCC